AAAAAAGAUGGAACUAGAAUAAGGGUAAUAUUUCCCCCUCUAAUUCAAAAAUAAAAAUAGUGUGGUAAUUUUGUGUGGUAUGUAUCUCCCCCUUAUCCCAUUAAGAAAAAAAAGCCUCUUCUGUUUCUCCCUCAAAGCAGCCGAGGAGUGACCCGCUAGCUGAAGCAGCCGCAUGUGAGAAGCCGCUGAAGUGAGAAGCCGUCACCCCCGCGUCGCCGACCGCCGUCACCCCGCUCUCUUCUCCGCCGUCUAGCAAGCCGACGCUCAGCCUCCCCUCCAAUUUCUAGAUGCAGAAUAUGGAUCGUACUUGGAUGUAUGAAAGACUUUAUCCAGGGAGAAAAGGGUUGAAAACUGAAUUCAUUGAAGGGGUGAAAGAAUUCGUUAGAAAAGCAAAGGAACUUCCACAAUUUUUAUCAGAGGGAGGGAUUCGAUGUCCAUGUGUGAAAUGUGAAUGCAUGAACAUAUUAACCCCCCUGAAGUGGAUAAGAGAUGCGGCUUGGAAAGAACUUACUGAAUAUUGGGAUUCACCAGAAUUUCUUGCAAUAUCGGCUCGAGCAAAGGCAAACCAAGCAUCAAAGAAGGGUGGGGCACUUCACACAACUGGACCCAUUCCCCAUGUUGAGGUUGCAGAGAAUAUGGCUAUUGCUCUUGAUCGUCCGGUAGACCCUGACGAGUUGGUUUGUUUCACUCGACGACAUACGGAUGGUAGUUGGAUUGACGACCGCUCAAAGGAGAUAUAUGACAAGUACCAAGAGGCUAUCCACGACAUUUCAUCCGAAGCUGUGGACUCCUUGACAAAGUUACAAACAUGGUGUGAUACUGUUGGUGGCAAAAACCAUAGCUGUGUAUGGGGUACAGGAGGUCUCUCUUCUACCUUUUCUCGUGCAGGAGCAUCAACUUCUUUUUACACAUCUCAAAAUGUCAAACUUGGAGCUUCUGAUGCAUCGAACAAUGAAUGGAAAAAAGAGAUGGAAGAAAAAUAUGAACUCCAAGGUGAUCAAAUUGAAAGGCAAGAGGAAGAAUUAGCUUACCUUCGAACUACCUUGAAAGAUGUACUUCAACGCCUUGCAGUUGUGGAGGGAUCUGCUGCACCUCCGUCAUCGACCCCGGCUUCUCAUCCACACUACAAUGAUGAGCGGGAUGAACAUGAAUUGAUUGAUUAGUAUGUUUCCACUUGGGAGCUUCAAUGAAGCGUGCAUGGUAUAUUUUGCUAUCCUUAUCGAUACUUGUUGGUAAUCUUUUAUUAGAUUUAGUUUUGUAAGGUAUUGAGGAUGACUUGUGACUUCUUGAAAACUUAUUUAGAAAUCCUUUAUGUAUUCUGACCUU
Messenger RNA from Cuscuta campestris, 1326 nucleotides. Lineage: Eukaryota; Viridiplantae; Streptophyta; Magnoliopsida; Solanales; Convolvulaceae. The record is from the annotation of a GenBank genome assembly.